Messenger RNA from Acanthoscelides obtectus, 741 nucleotides. The record is from the annotation of a GenBank genome assembly. Lineage: Eukaryota; Metazoa; Arthropoda; Insecta; Coleoptera; Chrysomelidae.
AUGGAACUCAACCGAGAACAUUUUCGCGCCAUAAUUUAUUACAACUUUCAGAGACAAUUAUCUCUUAGCGACGAUCCCAGGGUGGGUGCACCAAAAACGGCAGUCACCCAGGAAAACGUCGAUGCUGUGCGCAAACUCAUAAGUGAAGAUAGACAUGUGACAUAUAGCGAGAUUGAGGCGUUUAAUUGGUGUCAAAAAACGCUUGACCGUUUCAAUUCCGGAAACUCAAAAAAUGUGUACAGCCUUAUUAGUGGUGAUGAAUCGUGGAUUUACCGUUAUGAACCAGAAAAUAAACGACAGUCGGCUGUUUUCAUCCGUUCUCGAAGUGUUUCGAAAAAGAUGGUCGCGACAUUUCUGUUAAAAGCGGGUCAUAUUGCAACAAUUCCUCUUAAUGAACAAAGAAUUUUCAUCACCGAGCUUCGAAAAAUCAACCCCGAAAGAAGAAUCAUCAUCCACCAAGACAAUGCAAUCUCGCACACAGCCCAAAAAACAAGGCAGUAUUUAACGGAAGAAAACGUGGAAUUAUUGGACCAUCCACCAUAUAGUCCCGAUCAAAGUCCUAACGACUUCUUUACUUUCCCGAAAAUUAAAAACAGACUGCGGGGUCAUAGGUUCCAGUCACCAGAAGAAGCAGUUGACGCAUUCAAAAAUGCCGUUUUGGAUCUGCCAGCAAACGAGUGGAAUAAGUGCUUCGAAAAUUGGUUCGAGCGCAUGCAGACGUAUCGAGAACGAAGGCGAUGA